UCGAUCUCCGGCCAGUUGCAACUCCUAAGAAAUAUAUAUAUCAUCCCUUCCAACUCCCUCCCUCCCUGUAAAGUUAGUUAUUCCUUGCCACCACCAGCCCAAUUGUGCUAUUCUUCGUGCUAGCUACCGUUCGCCCAUAAGAUUGUAUCAUGUCAUCUAUCGUCCAUAUGCAUUCAUCCAUCGCCCAUAAGAUUCUUCUUCUCUAAUUCUCUCUGAAGUAGUUUGCUCUCUCUCUCUCUCUCUCUCUCUCUCUCUCUCUCUCUCUCUCUCUCUCAACCAAAUCGAGACCAGUGAUGGUAAUGGUCGCCUUAUCAUGGUAAUCAAACGGUACAUAUCAAGAUCAAGUGUUGCGUUCGUGAAAUAUUUGUGAUCAUUAAUUACCGCCAAAAGAAUUUAGGUACGUAAGGGCGCGCGCGUAUGAUUUCAGCAGCGAUGCAACAAAUAUGGGAGGUAUUCAUAUUUCUCUUCUUCGCCACGUUCACAAAGUCGGUCUACACAAGGCCAUGCGGGAGACCAAGCGCUCCGUUACCAGACGAUAGCGCAAGCUAUUGCUUGAGCUGGAGGCUGGGCGUGGAGGCAAACAACGUCCGUGCGUGGCGGACCACACCAACUCAGUGCCUGCGACACAUUGAGAAUUACAUGACUGGUGGCCAAUAUGAGCGUGACCUAAACUUCAUUAUGGAGCAUAUUGAGAGUUAUAUUGAUACGAUUCAGCUCUCUGAGGAUGGCUUGGAUGCUUGGAUCCUCGACGUGGACGAUACCUGCAUCUCUAAUGUCUUUUACUACCGAGGCAAGCGUUUUGGGUGUGAUCCGUUUGAUCCUGACGGGUUUAGGAAGUGGGCGUUGAGAGGAGAGUGCCCGGCGAUACCAGCAGUUCAAGGGUUAUUCGACAAUUUGGUGGGAAGAGGAUUUAAGGUGUUUCUGGUUACGGGUAGAGAUGAAGAGACGCUGGGGCAGGCUACACUUGAUAAUUUGCACAAGCAGGGAUUCAUUGGUUAUGAAAAGCUGAUUAUGAGGAGCGCAGCAUACAGGGGACAAAGCGCGGUGGCAUACAAGUCAGAAAUAAGGAAGCAAUUGGAAGGUGGUGGAUCAGGUGGGGAUAUUGGUGCCGGUGGUUACAGAAUAUGGGGUAACGUUGGAGACCAGUGGAGUGAUCUUCAAGGGAAUUGUACGGGCAAUCGGACUUUCAAACUUCCUAAUCCCAUGUACUUCGUUCCUUGAGGAUUUUGGACUAGACUAGACUAGACUAAAUUUAACUACCUAAUUAAAGUGAUCGAUCACCCAUUGUUGUCUGAACUCGAUCGUGAUUAUGAAUUAAUAUCAUCGAUGACUUCAAUAUAUAUAUAUAUAUCCAACUGUAAAAAUAAAAUAAAAUGUCACAUGUAUC
Rhododendron vialii is the source of this 1387-nucleotide messenger RNA. RefSeq names its product acid phosphatase 1. The record is from RefSeq and is a predicted model, not a curated record. Gene Ontology annotation, molecular function: acid phosphatase activity. The transcript is spliced from 4 exons. NCBI's taxonomy places the organism in Eukaryota, Viridiplantae, Streptophyta, Magnoliopsida, Ericales, Ericaceae. Bases 418 to 1221 code for a protein of 267 amino acids.